Molecule: messenger RNA, 1761 nt
Organism: Salvia miltiorrhiza (redroot sage)
Lineage: Eukaryota; Viridiplantae; Streptophyta; Magnoliopsida; Lamiales; Lamiaceae
Product: F-box/kelch-repeat protein SKIP6
Exons: 2
Coding region: 113-1207 (364 amino acids)
Molecular function (GO): protein binding
Source: RefSeq, a predicted model, not a curated record
AAAAAUCAAUCCGAAUGUAACGUCCCCCUCCCCAACUCCCCCAAAGUAAAAAAAAAAAAUCUUUACAAAAAAUACUCUCACACUCCCUCUCUCUCUCUCCGUCGCAUCUUCAAUGGCGGAGCAAACCGCCGCCGCCGCCAGUUCAGCAACCUCAGCUCCACCGCCUACACCGCCACUAAUCCAGAACUUCCCGGACGAUAUCUCAAUCCAAAUCAUUGCCAGAGUGCCGCGCUUCCGCCACCCCUUUCUCUCUCUAGUCUCAAAACCGUGGCACGCCGUCGUCAAUUCGCCCGAGCUCUUCCGCACCCGAUCCCUCCUCCGCACAUCCCAAUCCUCUCUCUACCUCAAUCUCCGGAUCAAUUCUUCUUUCAACUGGUAUUCCGAGCAAAAUCCCCAAAAUUCGAAACGCAGCUUCACCCCCAUCCCCUCAAUCCCCCAGCACCCCGUCGGAUCAUCGAUUUUAGCUCUGGGCCCCAAAAUAUACGUAAUUGGUGGCUCAAUUAGCGAUAUUCCGUCGAAUAAUGUCUGGAUCUUCGAUUGUAGGUCAAAUAAUUGGGAGAUGGGGAGUAGAAUGAGAGUAGCUCGUGAAUUUUCCGCGGCGGGGGAAUUGAAUGGGAAGAUAUAUGUGAUGGGCGGGUGCAAUGUCGAUAAUUGGUCGCGAUCGAUCAACUGGGCGGAGGUUUUUGAUCCGGAGACGGGGUUGUGGGCUGCAAUUCCGAGUGAGAUUGAGCUGAGGGAUAAGUGGAUGCACGCGAGCGCGAUGAUUGGGACUAGGUUUUACGCAAUGGCGGAUAGAGGUGGUGUCGUUCUUGACAUCGGCCGCGGGGGGUGGGGGAAUGUGCCUAAGAGGUUGGAUUUAGGGUGGAGGGGUCGGGCCGCGGUGGUGGACAAUGUGCUGUAUUGUUACGAUUAUUUGGGGAAGAUCCGCGGGUAUGAUGUGGAGGAGGAUGUGUGGAAGGAGUUGAGAGGGGUGGAGAAAGGGCUGCCGAAGUUCUUGUGCAGUUCGACAAUGGUGAAUUUGGAUGGGAAGCUGUGUGUGGUGUGGGAAGGGAAAGGAAAUGGGAAAGAGGUGGAUAUAAUGUGUGCGGAGAUUGAGGUGAGGAGGGAUGCGGAUGGAGGUCUGAGUGGCGCAAUAUUGAGGUUGGAUGUGAUUCUUGUCGUCCCUAGAGGGGCUACGAUCUCUCAUUGCUUGGCUGUUGAGUUUUGAUGGGUUUAGGGUUUAGGUUUUAGGAUUUAGGGUGGAUAUUGAUUGAGGCGAAGAGAGAUGCAAUGCGGAGAUUGAAUGAUAAGGCUGGAGGAAGGAUCAUGAGAAUGACGAUGCUUCAGGUGGAGAACGAACAAUCAAUAUCUAAAUUGGAGGGAAGAAAAAUCUCCGAAUGCAUGUGAAUGUGGUUGAGUAGCUGGAGAAUUGUUCGAGUGGUUCGUGCUGAAGAUCUUGAACUGAUCAAGGACUCCAGCAAGUGCGCAGCCUGUGAGCGCAAGGCUCUCGACUUUUUGCCAUCAUCCCAAAGGGAGUGAAGUUGUCUAUGCCAUUGAGCAUCUCGACCAGAAAUGACGAUAUCUUUGUACUAAUAAUACGUUGAUCUCCACAAAGUUUUGUUGUUUUUCUGUAUUUCCUCUUCUUGUGUUGUGUCUAUACAAUAAUGUAAUAAUUUUUAGAUUAUUGCUCACAGAAAAUGAUUCAAACGAGAACCCUUAAUUAUUGUAAAAAUUCACAGUUCUUCGAUUAUCAAAUUCUACGGUAGAUGUAUGAUCUUGAUA